AUGUUGGUCCAAGAGGGAGACAUUUUGCUCUCAGAGGACAGGAACGCUGUGAAGACCAUAUGGUCAGACGCCACUGUCCAUUUCACCAUCAGUAAAGAACUGGCUCACCGAGAGUCAGAGGUCUACGCUGCCUUCAAGAUGAUAACAGAUGCCACAUGUAUUCGCUUCCAGAAACACACCAAUGAGCUGAACUACCUGAAGAUACAAGACGGCAAAGGCUGUGCAUCGUAUAUUGGCUGCCGGGGAGGAGUGCAGUCGGUCUUUUUUGGUCCAGCAUGUAGUGUGGGGAACCUUUGUCACGAGAUCAUCCAUGCUCUGGGAUUCUAUCAUGAACACACGCGAACAGACCGGGAUCAGCAUGUCACCGUGAACUGGCAGAGCAUCAAACCAAACAAGAAAAGGAACUUCAAGGUGAAACGUGGAGACACUUUCAACCUGCCAUAUGAUCUAAACUCCAUAAUGCACUAUGGGCAGUAUUUUUUCAGUGUAGAUGGAAGUCCGACUGUGUUGCCCAAACGGAGCGGAGUGAAGAUGGGUCAGAGGACUCAUCUGAGCCAACUGGACGUACAGAGACUGAACAAACUCUACCACUGUGGUAAAGACCUCUUAGCUACUGCCUGUCACCAAAUGUUUCACUUGACUUCAUUUUGCCCAACAACGCUAACACACAUUUCUUCUUUCAGACGAGCGGAUGAAAUAGCAGAAAAGGCUUUUGGUUACUAGCUGACAUUUGUUGGUGAGAUUUAAUAAAAAGGGUAAAACAAAAAAAAUCAAAUGCAAUCGUCUGCUUGGAGUGUCUUUCUUUCUCCACUUGGAUAGUAUGGAGUCACAGGAGUGUCACAAUAAAAGAUAAACCU
Acanthochromis polyacanthus (spiny chromis) is the source of this 857-nucleotide messenger RNA. RefSeq names its product hatching enzyme 1.2-like. Bases 1 to 723 code for a protein of 240 amino acids. Gene Ontology annotation, molecular function: zinc ion binding; metalloendopeptidase activity. Gene Ontology annotation, biological process: proteolysis. The record is from RefSeq and is a predicted model, not a curated record. The transcript has 6 exons. Lineage: Eukaryota; Metazoa; Chordata; Actinopteri; Pomacentridae.